CGAUGCUGCAUUUGUUUAUCAUUCGAAAACAAGAUGUCUAAAAGAGUGCUGUUACUUCUAUUCAUCUGCUUUGCAGCGAUUUCUGCACUUCCGAAUAAUAAAAAAGUGAAACGUCAGGCAACGCACGAGUUCGGGAAUAAAGAUUACUACCUUGAAUCAUUGAUAAAAGCCAAUUUUCAUAAUGCGUUCAUGUUCUGCCAGAGAUUAGGCAUGCAAUUACUUACGAUCAAUUCCAACGAAGAGUACGAUUAUCUGUACAAGCUCAUUACGACUGAACUAUCUUUUGGCCCGGAUUCGAAGUUAUGGACGUCCGGAACGGACAUAGCACGCGAAGGUAAAUUCCAUUGGUUGUCAACCGGAUAUCCGGUCAAAAUUAACAAAUGGUUGCCCGGGGAACCAGACAACGAUAACGGCGAACAUUGCAUGGAGUUCUGGAACAACAACGGGAAUAUUGGUCUGAACGACGAUAAAUGUCACUCCGAGAAUUACUUCAUAUGCGAGAAAAAGAAAAAUUAAAUUUGGAAAACAGUAUUUAUCUCAUAUUUAUUUUAAAAUAAAUAAUAACUAGAUUGAUUUAUGGGCAAUUAUGUAUCUUUAUUA
This is a messenger RNA of Nicrophorus vespilloides, 600 nucleotides long. RefSeq names its product C-type lectin 37Db-like. Bases 34 to 516 code for a protein of 160 amino acids. Lineage: Eukaryota; Metazoa; Arthropoda; Insecta; Coleoptera; Silphidae. The transcript is spliced from 3 exons. The record is from RefSeq and is a predicted model, not a curated record. Gene Ontology annotation, cellular component: external side of plasma membrane. Gene Ontology annotation, molecular function: carbohydrate binding. Gene Ontology annotation, biological process: biological process involved in interspecies interaction between organisms.